AUGAUUAUAGAAUGUGUUUGUUGUAAUGGUCGUAUUGAUUCCAAGAAUCAUCAUCCAUUUCAUGGCAUAACAAUGCGUCUGUUUAUUUCUGCACCAACAAAUAUGUGUUUGCCGGACUCUGGAUCGAUACGUAAUGCAUGUCGAAUGUCUUAUUUAAAGUGGCGUAAUAAUACUGAAUUUGUUAGAGGGUUAAAUCGUCUCAAAGAUGAACCAAACGAAUCUAUAAUCAACAACGACGAUAAAGUAAGAUUAUCUGAUCAUAUUGUUGUCAUUACGUAUCGAUUGCUUCUUUACAAUGAUGAUCAGAAUAGUGAAUGUGUAACAGCAGCGUCAUCAAAUGAUCCGGUUGAUACAAACAUUGUGACUUUACCGUGGAAUAUGACUGUUUCAUCUCAUCAGUAUGUUUUUGAUAAUAAUCGAUAA
Rotaria sp. Silwood2 is the source of this 423-nucleotide messenger RNA. The record is from the annotation of a GenBank genome assembly. Lineage: Eukaryota; Metazoa; Rotifera; Eurotatoria; Philodinida; Philodinidae.